Messenger RNA from Globicephala melas (long-finned pilot whale), 4805 nucleotides. RefSeq names its product EF-hand domain containing 1 (gene EFHC1). Gene Ontology annotation, biological process: cilium-dependent cell motility; mitotic cytokinesis; mitotic spindle organization. The record is from RefSeq and is a predicted model, not a curated record. Gene Ontology annotation, molecular function: calcium ion binding; alpha-tubulin binding. Gene Ontology annotation, cellular component: mitotic spindle; axoneme. NCBI's taxonomy places the organism in Eukaryota, Metazoa, Chordata, Mammalia, Artiodactyla, Delphinidae.
CGCUGCGUCCCGAGAGGGGAGGGGCGGGGCCAGCUCGCCGAGGCCACACUCCCGCGAGAGCGCCCAGUCCCGCGGGCUGCGCACGCGCAGACCCAGCACGCCUGCGCCUCAGGCCCGGGCACUCUGCCGCGAGCGCUGGGAAUGUUUGGCGUUACCAAGGAGCCGCUGGUCCCCCCGGCAAGGCGGGAGGACCAAACCCGACCGAGGUGGCCGCGGCGAGAGCGGCUGCGAUGAUGUCCAACCCAGUGCAUGGCCUGCCCUGUCUCCCGGGCAUGUCCUUUAAGGACUCCACGAAAACAGCAUUUCCUAGAAGCCAGACGCUUGGCUAUAGGAAUGGCUAUGCAGUUGUUCGACAUCCAACAGUUGGGAUCAGCGGAGACCGGCUCCAGGUCAGCCAGCUGUCUCAGGCUGAGCUGGACAAGCUGGCCAGCAAGGCACCAAUCCUCACAUACGGCCAGCCCAAGCAGGCCCCGCGCGCAGAAUUCAUUCCUGCCUAUGUGGCUUUCGACAAAAAGGUGCUGAAAUUUGAUGCCUAUUUCCAAGAAGAUGUUCCUCUGUCAACUGAGGAACAUUACAGGAUCCGCCAAGUGAACAUUUACUACCAUCUGGAAGAUGACAGCAUGUCUGUCAUAGAGCCUGUUGUGGAAAACUCCGGGAUCCCUCAAGGCAAGUUAAUCAAACGGCAGCGCCUAGCCAAGAAUGACCGGGGAGACCAUUACCAUUGGAAAGACCUAAACCGAGGAAUAAACAUCACAAUUUAUGGCAGAACUUUCCGCAUUGUUGACUGUGACAAGUUCACACAGGUAUUUUUGGAAAGUCAAGGAAUUGAACUAAAUCCACCAGAGAAGAUGGCUCUCGAUCCUUACACUGAACUCCGGAAACAGCCUCUUCGUAAGUAUGUGACCCCAACAGACUUUGAUCAACUCAAGCAGUUUCUCACCUUUGACAAACAAGUUCUUCGAUUCUAUGCAAUCUGGGAUGAUACAGACAGCAUGUUUGGUGAAUGUCGGACCUACAUUAUUCAUUACUAUCUUAUGGAUGAUACAGUGGAAAUUCGAGAGGUCCACGAACGGAAUGAUGGACGAGAUCCCUUCCCACUCCUCAUGAGCCGCCAGCGCAUGCCCAAGGUUUUGGUGGAGAAUGCAAAGAACUUCCCUCGGUGUGUGCUGGAAAUCUCAGACAAGGAGGUGUUGGAAUGGUAUACUGCCAAAGACUUCAUUGUUGGGAAGCCACUCACUAUACUUGGGAGAACUUUCUUCAUUUAUGAUUGUGAUCCAUUUACUCGGCAGUAUUACAAAGAAAAAUUUGGAAUCACUGAUUUACCACGCAUUGAUGUGAGCAAGAAGGAACCACCUCCUGUGAAACAGGAAUUACCUCCCUAUAACGGUUAUGGACUAGUUGAGGACUCUGCUCAGAAUUGCUUUGCGCUCAUUCCAAAACCUCCAAAAAAAGAUGUUAUUAAAAUGCUGAUGAAUGAGAACAAGGUGCUUCGUUAUUUGGCUGCACUGGAAUCCCCCAUCCCAGAAGACAAAGACCGCCGAUUUGUCUUCUCUUAUUUUCUAGCCACUGACAUGAUCAGUAUCUUUGAGCCUCCUGUUCGCAAUUCUGGUAUCAUUGGGGGCAAGUAUCUUGGCAGAACUAAAGUUGUCAAACCAGGCUCCUCGGUGGAAAACCCCAUCUAUUAUAGCCCCAGUGACUUCUUCAUUGGUGCUGUGAUUGAGGUGUUUGGCCACCGGUUCGUCAUCCUUGAUACAGACGACUGUGUUCUGAAAUACAUGGAGAGCAAUGCUGCCCAGUAUUCACCAGAAGCACUCCUGUCAAUUCAGAGCCGUGUUCGAAAGCAAGAAGCCCCUGCACCAGAAUUGGACAACCAGCAAACGGAAGAGGACCCAGGCGUGCAGGAACUGGAGGCCCUGAUAGACACGAUCCAGAGGCAAGGGAAAGAUCACCCGUGCAGGGACAACAUCUGCAAGAUGUUUCAAAUUUAUGACAAGGAAGCUUCAGGACAUGUGGACAGGGAGACGUUCUUUAAAAUCUGUGACUCUUUUCACCUCCCAGUUGAUGAUUCCUUGGUUAAGGAGCUCAUCAGGAUGUGCUCUCACGGAGAAGACAAGAUUGACUACUAUAACUUCGUCCGUGCUUUCUCCAACUGACCUGCUGAGGACAGAAAGCACAGUAUUUUGAGGUUGGGCCUACGUAUACCUGUACUCUUCAUAGAGGCAUUUACAGAGCUCUUGAAAUUAUAUUUCCUUUUUGGUUCUUUUACCACUGAAGUCUAAAUUAAAUUGGAUCUUGUAGGAGCUAAGGUUGGUGCCUUAUUUAGGGAGGGGAGAUAGGGGUGUUGUGAUGGUUAAUUUUAUGUGUCAACUUGACUAGAUAUGGGGUGCCUGGACAUUUCUGGGUGUGUCUGUGAGGCCGUUUCUGGAUGAGGUUAAUAUUUGAGUUGGUGGAUGGAGUAAAGCAGAUGGCCCUCUCCAAUGUGGGUGGGCCCCACCCAUUCCAUUAAAGGCUUGAAUAGAACAAAAAGGCUGACCUUUCCCUAAUGAGAGAGAAUUCCUCCGGCCUGCUUUGACAUCGGCUUUUUCCUGCUUUUGGACUCAAACUGAGACAUCGGCUCUUCUGGGGCUCCAGCCCGCUGGCCUUCAGACAGGAACUACUCCGUCAGCCCUCAGAGGCCUCCAGGUCGCUGGCUACAGAUACUGGAGCUUGUCAGCUUCCUCGGUUACAGGAGCCAAUUCCUUAAUCGUCAGUCUCUUUCUCUCUGUAUAUACAGCCUAUCGGUUCUGCUUCUCUGGAGAAAGAACCCUGACUAGUGCAGGUGUAGAGUGACCAAGAUCAGGAGGAGGAUGCAUGGAAUUUGCUCAGACAGACAUCAGGUCGGGUGUGGUGCUGCAGACGGUGCUGCCCGCCCCGCCAGGAAGUAGACACCAUGUUUUCCAGUUGCAGUUCUAGGCCCAUUAGUAGACCUGCAUUUUAUUUCAUUUUAUUAUUUAUUUAUUUAAAUUUAUUUUUGGCUGUGUUGGGUCUUUGUUGCUGCGUGCGGGCUUCCUCUAGUUGCGGCGAGCGGGGGCUACUCUUCGUUGUGGUGCGUGAGCUUCUCACUGCAGUGGCUUCUCUUGUUGCGGAGCACAGGCUCUAGGCACGCGGGCUCAGUAGUUGUGGCUCACAGGCUCUAGAGCGCAGGCUCAGUAGUUGUGGUGCACGGGCUUAGUUGCUUUGCGGCAUGUGGGAUGUUCCUGGACCAGGGCUCGAAUCCAUGUCCCCUGCAUUGGCAGGCAGACACUGUGAUAAUAGAAAAUAUCACAGUGUGGUACACUGAUUUGUUUCAUGAAACUUUUGUUUCAAAUGAGUGUGUAUUUACUGGGUCAUGAUGUAAAACAUUUCUUUAUGUGGGCUGUAGUUAAAAAAAAAAAAAUUUAGAAAAACUGCUUUUAGAGAGCCUGGCCUCAAGAUAGGCAGAAAAGACUAGUAGCAGCUACUGGUUAUCGACUGAGCUCUGAUGGACUUUUCAGAAGCAGGGCUGCUCCUUAGUUGAAGUCAGCCACCAACUUCAUCUUUAUAAAUGCUGUCUCUGAUUCCUUCCUACCUGUACUCUGUCUGUACCACCAGGGGCCUGAAAAUACCAUCUAAUUAGGGUGUAUCAAGCCCGUAUCUGUAGGCUUUAGGGGUACCUGAGAAGAUGUCUCUAGAUGUUUCCAGAAAAUCAAGGGUCACUUGGGUGAGUGACUAGCCUGCUGGUGUAGGAGCACGAGCAUGUUCCUAUAAGAAAUUAUUGAGUGCUUUAUAUGAACCAUGAACUUAGCAUUUACUAUCCCUAAAUCUUACCACCACCAUUCCCUGUGAAAACAAGCAAACCAGCCAGCCGACACACCCCCAAAAUGCUGAGCCCAGAUGAGCAAGCAGGCUCAGAAAGGCCGACUGCCCAAGGUCACCAGCUUCUCCGGCUGAGCCGCUUGCUCUCUGUUGGCACCGUGCCUUUGUCUCAGGUACAUGGUUCCUGUUGGGUCCUCAUAGCCCAUGCCUGUCCUCAACUAACUGCACUCAUCUCCUGAGCUCUCUCUGGAGAUGGUUCUGGAAAAACAGCAGACAGCCAUGGGCAACAGGCCAUCUGAUGCCAGCAGUGUCCUGUGCCCACUGCUGGUACCAACACUCAGCAUCUAUUCAGCACCUCCAGUGACAUCUGGUGGCUUUUACACACAGACUUAGCCCCAUCCUCUCCUAGCCAAGUGACAUCAUAACACAGUCGUCCCCCUUAUCCACACUUUCACUUUCCAGUUUUAGUUAAACAUGGUCAGCCAUGGUCUGGAAAUAUUAAAUGGAACGCUCCAGAAAUAAUUCUUAAGUUUUAAACUGUGUGCCAUUCUGAGUAGCGUGAUGAGAUCUUGCGCCCUCCCACUUUGUCCCUCCCGGGAUCCCCAGCUGUCGGCGUUGUCAGGGCUCAGUGAUCCACGGUCACCUGGAGCAAGUGAUCCUCUCCUGACGCGUCAUCAGAAGGCCAGUAGAGCCCAGCGCUCCACCACAGCAUCUGCAUCAUCCAGCUCACGCCACCUUGUCACUUGGGCACUCAGUCACCUCACAUCGUAAGAAGAAGGGUGAGUGCAGCUCAGUAAGAUGUUUUUAGAGACCACAUUCACAUAACUUUCAUUAUGGUAUAUGGUUAUAAUUGUUCUAUUUUCUUAUCAUUGUUAAUCUCUUACUGUGCCUGAUUUAUAGAUUUCACCAUAGGUAGGUACGUGUAGGAAAAAACAUAGCAUAUUUAGGGCCCAGAACUCUCUGGGGUUUCAGGCAUCCACUGGGGGGGGGGU